Oncorhynchus nerka (sockeye salmon) is the source of this 2271-nucleotide messenger RNA. RefSeq names its product myelin-associated glycoprotein-like. Bases 92 to 1453 code for a protein of 453 amino acids. The record is from RefSeq and is a predicted model, not a curated record. Lineage: Eukaryota; Metazoa; Chordata; Actinopteri; Salmoniformes; Salmonidae. The transcript has 7 exons.
GUGUAUGUUUGUACUGUUUCAGGUGAUCAGUAGUGUGUGAGUUCUCACAUGGCUUGUUCUGAGAACAUGUUUUUUUCUCAUUGGCCUCUUUAUGUCAGGUGUUUUGGCCUGUUUUGGCCAACGAGAUUUGAUCGCCACAAUGCCAGAUAGACUGGAUGUACUGACGGGCUCCUGUAUUCAAAUCCCAUGUUUAUUUGAUAUUCCUGACCAAAAUAAGUAUACAUUUAACAGCACAAUACUAACCUCUGGAGUGUGGAUUAAAGGAAACCCAUACUUUGGGGGCCAUCCGGACAGUGUGAUAUUUAACAGUACUGAGAUGGUCAACAGAUAUCAAGGGAAGAUAACUGGAAACAUGUCCCAGAAGAACUGCACCACAGUCGUCUUCAAUGUAACCACCAAUUACACUAAUAUAUACUUCUUCAGGAUUGAGAGUCAACCAUUCCGUGCAACAGAUCCUGAUAAGUCUGUUAAUAUAGUUGUCAGUGAUUUGCCUUCCAGUCCCAUCCUAACUGUCUCAGGUGAGGUGAAGGAAGGGACCCCUGUCAGUUUGAACUGCUCAGCUGUUGCUCCCUGUCCCGAACACCCCCCCGAGCUGACAUGGACUCUCCCAACACAGUUCACAACUGAGAACCAACUGCAGGAGAAUCCAGACCAAACCAAAUCAGUUCUCUCCACGGUGACCUUCACUCCGUCAUACCUUCAUCAUGAGAAGAACAUCACUUGUACUGCAGUCUACCCAGUAGGGACAAGCAACAAGACAGCUGAACAUAACAUGAUGCUUAACGUUUCAUUCUCUCCUAAGGACACCUCGACCUCCAUCAGUCCAGCUGAUCCAGUAUUAGUGGGCAGCUGUGUUAAUCUGACCUGCAGCAGUACAGCCAACCCUCCUGUGACAAACUUCACCUGGUUCCAGAUCAGUGGGGGUAAAACAACACAGAUAGCAUCUGGACAGAGUUACACCCUCAAUGUUACUGUUGGUAAUGGAGGACUGUACUACUGUGAAGGAAGAAAUAGUCACGGCUGUGGGAAGUCGAAUGAAGUGCAGCUGGCUAUAAAAGGUCAAGGAGAGGUUAUUGGGUUUGCAGCAGGAACUCUGGGGGCCUUUUUGCUUAUCAGUCUGAUCAGUCUUUUUGUAUGGAGGAGAAACUCGAGGCUCCACGAUGGACUUGAAAGGACAGACAGUCCACAGGGACAGAACUCCCCGGUUGGGACAGUGUGUACUAACCAGGCCACAGCCGGAGAGGAACCAGAGAAACCUGCAGAAGACCAGCCUGAAGAGAUCCAAUACGGUGACAUAGACUUCUCCAAACUACAGACCAAAGAGACCCCAGCUGCAGCCCAGGACAGGGUCCAGGGACAGGAGAGUGUGUACGCUGAAGUCAAUGUGACCGGGAGUAGGGCCCAGGAACCACCACUUAACAACCUAGAUGGGCUUUAUGCACAAGUGACUUAAUAAGUGCUUGUUAAUUAUUUUUCCAAUGUGUAUUAAGUGUUUUUAUGUACAGUAUUGUCAUUGUGUUUCUUGCUUCAUGUUUGUACUUCUGUUGCAUUAAUAAUUGUGUGCUAUUUGAUUAUCUGCAUAUUUGUAGAAUUUUCUGGGAUGAAAAGUGUUUAACUGUUACUAUAGUGUUGAUAUGAUGAUGCAGGCUACUCUUUAUUUUGGACCAUUUCUUUUGAGUGUUGAGUUCACAGAGCAUCUGUUUAAUGGGUUCCAGUAAUAGAGGAACUGCUGGGUUCAACUAGCUCACUGAAGGCAGAUUAAGACCAUAUAAAGUCAAUGAUGACUGAGGAGAAAAGACACAGUUAGUUUUUUAUUUUACCUUUAUUUUACUAGGCAAGUCAGUAAAGAACAAAUUCUUAUUUUCAAUGACGGCCUAGGAACAGUGGGUUAACUGCCUGUUCAGGGGCAGAACGACAGAUUUGUACCUUGUCAGCUCGGGGAUUUGAACUUGCAACCUUCCAGUUACUAGUCCAACGCUCUAACCACUAGGCUACCCUGCAGCCCCAGUUGGAGAGACAGUGGUCUGAUACAAGACAUGAAGUUGGUGCAGGAAGUCUACAUGACGGCAGAAUGGUGUUAACAUCUACUAGUCACUGUUUCUCUUAUUAUUUUGUGCAGUUCCCAGAAUAACAAUAAUAUCUAUUUUCAGUUUAUAUCUAUUUAGAAGUAAUUGUUUCAGUUUUUAUGUUGAGUGUUAAAUCGAAGAAACAAUUGAGACUGCAUUUCAGGUUGUUUAUUAAUUGCACUGUAAUUAAAACCUUUACAUUCAA